Messenger RNA from Fraxinus pennsylvanica, 642 nucleotides. Lineage: Eukaryota; Viridiplantae; Streptophyta; Magnoliopsida; Lamiales; Oleaceae. The record is from the annotation of a GenBank genome assembly.
AUGGGAUGGUUUACAGAAGAUCCCAUUUCCAGCCAUGACCACAACAAUAUGUACACAGAAACAAAAGGUUUAGAGUCCACAAGUUUUGGUGAAAAUGGGACAAAGGCGGAAAAACUUGACCAUAAUGCCAGUGAGCGUAAUCGUCGUCAAAAGAUGAACAGCUUGUAUUCUUCUCUUCGUUCUUUGCUUCCAGCUACAGAUCAAACGAAAAAAUUAAGCAUCCCAGCCACAGUUUCUCGUGUGCUAAAGUACAUACCGGAGCUACAAAAGAAAGUGGACAUACUGAUUCAGAAAAAAGAAGAACUUUUAUCAACCAAAUCAAGGAAAGAAGACUUCAUUUACCAUGAAAGCUUGAGAGAUGGUUCGAGACGAAGCUCGCCUACUUCUAAUGUUUCUGUAAGGCCAGUUGGUAAUGGAGAAAUCUUAAUACAGAUAUCCUCAGCUGAGGAUAGAAGGACUUCAUUAUCAGAUGUUUUAAAAGACCUAGAGGGGAAUGGCAUGGUUUUACUCAAUGCAUCUACUUUCCAGUCUGCAGGAAUGAUCUUUUAUAGCAUGCACUUUCAGGUGCAAGGGAACCCUAUAUUGGAGCUUCCAAUAUUAAAGGAAAGGCUUAUGAUAUUAUUAUUUGAGAGAAUGAAUUGA